Molecule: messenger RNA, 3006 nt
Organism: Zingiber officinale
Lineage: Eukaryota; Viridiplantae; Streptophyta; Magnoliopsida; Zingiberales; Zingiberaceae
Product: ELF3-like protein 2
Exons: 4
Coding region: 485-2743 (752 amino acids)
Biological process (GO): regulation of photoperiodism, flowering
Source: RefSeq, a predicted model, not a curated record
CUUUAAAUUGAUGAAAUGGGAUGAGGUGGGAUGAGGAUCCAAAAGUGACUAUCGAUUGCACUUUCCCGAAUCUCUCUUUCGCCGGCCCUUUCUUUGCAUAUGCUCGAUCUCGAGUCGUAGCUCCUGCUACUUCUCCACCGAUUAGUGAAUUGCUGCUAACAGAUUUUACUCGUCGCGAGAUCCGGCUCGAGAUUACUGCUGAUCAGCUGUCGCGGUGGAAGUUUGAUGCCGGAUUUGGUGCUCCGCCUGCUGUUUCCGUUCUUCCCUGACUUACUUUGCCGGAAAGAUUGGAUUUUUUUUUUUUGACCCAAAUUGGUAGAUGGAUUGUCGUGGUUGUCCAACACUGAUUUAGGAUUUCUUUGAAGAGUCUGUGUGACUAUCGACUCUCGUUUGCAGUUUUUGUUGAAGAUCGUGUUCUUUUCAGCGGGUUAAUUAGGCUUUUUCCCGGUUGAGUCGAGUUUCCAGAUCGGAGGAAUCGAGUGGUAUGAAAGGGGCGAAGGAGGAGGAUAAGACCAUGGGGCCUCUUUUCCCGAGGCUCCACGUGAAUGACACCGAUCGAGGGGGGCCGAGGGCGCCUCCGAGGAACAAGAUGGCGUUGUACGAGCAGCUCAGCGUCCCUUCGCAGAGGUUCAACUCGACCUCCUCUGCCAUGCCAUUUCUUCCUCGUAGCUCCAACAAUUUGGUUCCUUCGUUUUCGUCGAGUCAGGGAUGCGGUCAGCAGAGGAAGAUAUUUUCCCCUUUUUGUAUCAACCGUCAAGUGUCUGUUCGUUCAGCAGAAAUCUCUAGAACUACUGAUGGUAUGAAUCCAAUCACGAGAAGGAUAGAAUUAGAGAGAAAACCCACAAAGCAAGUUAGUUCUGGAAAUUUGUUUGGAGCAAGAUCAGCUGCUGAAUGUAGCUUACAGAGACAAGACAACCCUAGUGCUAUAAAUUCUAGUAAGAAUGUUUUGGAUGAUGCAGAUGAGAUAGUGGUUCCUUCCUUUGAUCAGUCAGAAAUGGUUGCAUCCAUGCAAAAGGAUACAUAUAUGACAAAUGCAGCAAAGUUAACUACCUUCAUUUCACCAAAAAUGCAGAAGAGUCUUACUGCUGUUCAUUCUUUAUUUGAACGCCCAAAUUCAGAUGUGCAAUCCUUAGAAGAAACAGAUAUUGCAAAAACUAGAUUACAAAAUUCCAAUAGAACUCGUAUUGAAGAUCUUAAAGAAAUUUCAGAUAUUGAUAAGAUCAAGGAAAUCAAAGAAAAGUCUCUGUCCAACAAUAUUGCUAAACGGCCAAGCUGUUCAAAAGAUUUAGUUGAGACUGAUACAAAUAAUUUUCAUUUAACUAAGUCAGCAAAUGGAGAAACAGUGGCAUGCCAAGAAAACGGUGAUCCUAGUGGUUUUAAUACGUCAAAUGACAUUCCUAUUUCUGAUGUUAGGAAAUCUCUGAAGGCCAAAACUGUGCUAUAUUCCAAGCUGUCAUCUAGAAGUCCAAAAAAUACAACCUUGUCGGACUUCUAUAAGGAGGAAAAUGCAAAGAGAAAUGGGUCAUUUGAAUUUGGUGAUGUGGAGAGGAAAGAUGAUGCAUAUGAGCCCUCAACGGCUGGGACAGUAUCAAGCUUAGAAAUAUCCCCGGAUGAUAUUGUUGGAGUAAUUGGUACCAAACACUUUUGGAAGGCCCGAAGAGCUAUUAUCAAUCAGCAAAGGGUUUUUGGAAUGCAAGUGUUUGAGCUUCACAGGUUGAUAAAGGUCCAGAAGUUGAUGGCUGCAUCACCUCAUUUACUUAUUGAAGGACAUACUUAUUUAAACAAACCUUCAGGAAAGAUUCCAAAUAAUGCCACAUUACCUCAGUGCAACACUAACUCUCAGCUAGUGGAAUUAAAGAGACAAGAUGAUUUUCAUAAGACAAAACAUAAUUUGGAGAAGCCAAUAAAAGAUGUUGUUGCUGGAGUCCCAGCUCUCCCUGCAUGCGAGGAUGGAUCCAAAAUGACUACACAAGUUCAACUUCGAGUCCCAAAAGUUGGGGAAAACUCUGCCAUCCCUUCAACAGUGCCAAUGGCACCUGAUGACAAGCAAAGUCCUUGGUGUUUUCCUCCCUUGGCAAAUCAAUGGUUAGUUCCAGUUAUGUCACCAUCAGAGGGACUUGUUUACAAACCGUAUUCUGGACAUUGUCCACCACCUGGUGCCUUCAUGGCUCCUCUUUAUGGAGGCUGCACUCCUCUUGGAGUAUCUCCCCUCCCUGGGGACUUUGUGAACCCAGCCUAUGGUAUUCCAGCUUCUCAUCAGCCACCAAACAUGGGUUUGUCUGGUCCACCUGCAAUUCCACCCCACUAUUACUCUAUGCCUUAUGGCCUCCGACCUUCGAACCAAAUCAUGUCAAUUUCUGCUGUUGAACAGGUCAGUAAUCUAGCUGGUUCCCAAGCCAAUGGGCAAACUCUUCAGCACUCCAGGGGCUCUUGCAACAUGUUCCAUCCUCCACGGAAUGAAGCAUUUUCUGGCAAUCUUAGAAAGUUUCAGGUAUCAAAGAACAGCGAAUUGCAAGGAAGUACAGCAAGCAGUCCCACGGAAGCACUUCCAGAUGGAAGAUUGCAAAUCCCUCUUCCUGCAUCUCCAGUAGCAAACAGCCUUAAUUGCCCAUCACAGUCCAGUGGAAGGGAUAGCCAAACUCGGGUCAUUAAGGUUGUGCCUCACAAUGCUAGGUCUGCCACAGAGUCCGCUGCAAGGAUUUUCCAAUCGAUACAGCAAGAGAGGCAGCUCCAUGACUCUUGAUUAAUAUACUUGCUGAACCGAGUUCAAUUCUUCAUGAGCGUGUCUGUUAACUUGCUAAUAUUUUUCUCCUACCACCUAGUUAUGCCCUUGAUCUUUUUAUUAGCAAUAUGAUAUAGAAACUUCCAAAGUUAUGCAUGAAUAUAACAUCUGUAAUGUAAUGCUCAUUAGCUUUUAUCUCAUAGGUAUUAUAGUUGCAGAAUUGCUUGUACAUGUAAGAAAGUACAAUAUUCUGAUAUAUUUGUCUCAAUAAUUAUGCUGUCAAA